Molecule: messenger RNA, 6372 nt
Organism: Thunnus maccoyii (southern bluefin tuna)
Lineage: Eukaryota; Metazoa; Chordata; Actinopteri; Scombriformes; Scombridae
Gene: smchd1
Product: structural maintenance of chromosomes flexible hinge domain containing 1
Exons: 49
Coding region: 98-6178 (2026 amino acids)
Biological process (GO): double-strand break repair; chromosome organization
Cellular component (GO): chromosome
Molecular function (GO): ATP binding; protein binding
Source: RefSeq, a predicted model, not a curated record
CUCGCGAGAGUGAUAAUUUUAACCCAAAUCGUGAUCUUUUCCUAACCGUAAACCAGUGUUAUUUGUGCUUAAACCUGACCAAACCUUAACCACAGCGAUGUCACAUCAUAAAAACAUAAGUAUUUUGUACAACGCGCACAAUGAUGAAACAACAAAUCUCGCGAGAGUUUGGCAAAUCUACGGAAUGCACCAUGACCCAGGCACGACUAACCACACUGCCCAGUCAGACCCGAGUGAGGAGGACAGAAGAUAUGUCAAGAGGAUCAAGGUUUUCGACUGUCGCUUCGAAAAUAUUCAGCCUAAGGGGGAACUGUUUGAAACAACUCGUUUGGACUUUAACGACUUCCUUCGAGUGCUACAAAAGAAAUUUUCCAUCCGUCCGCAUGAAACAUAUGUGUUGGUCACGACAGACAGAACAGUCCUGGAUUUUGACAAAUUUGCGAUGCUUCAGGAUGCCACCACGCUCUACUUGUUGCAACGGGAGGAUCAAGCUCUGUCAGAGGCGGUGGAGGAGCACAUCAUGUUUGCGCCUCAUUAUGAUACGUUGGUUCAGAGUGGCAUGUAUGAGUACUACGCCAGUAAGGGACACAAUGCAUUACCCUAUGCGCUUGCUGAGUUGAUUGACAAUGCUCUUUCAGCCACAGCUAAAAACACAGGUGUGAGGACAAUAGAGAUCCGAAUGCUGUUUGAUGAAACUCUUGGGAAACCUGCAGUGAUUGUCUUAGAUAAUGGGUGCGGGAUGACCUCCAAGCAGCUCAAUAACUGGGCGGUGUACAGAGGCUCUAAAUUUGUCAGGGAAAACGGCAAGUUUGCAAGUAAGGAAGAGGGAUAUGUUCGGCCUGAUCCUGUCCCUCGUAGUCUCAACAGUGAUAUAUCCUACUUUGGAGUUGGAGGAAAACAGGCCGUUUUCUACAUCGGAGACUCAACCAGGAUGAUCACCAAGUCAAUAGGCUCCCCAGAUGUUCAUGAGCUGGUUCUGUCAAAAGAGGACUUUCAGAAAAAAGAGAGGAAUAAAGAGGAUAUUUACAGCGGAUUUAUCAAAAACAGAAAGCCCGGUGACUCAUCACAUGUGAAUAAAAAUGAUGAGCGCUUCCUCCGUGCCCUCAUCGCUGAGGAAGCUGGGAAGGAAAGCUUCACCGCCGUGGUCAUCACGGGAGUCUUGCCUGAGCAUAUCACUUUUCUGAAACAGGAUUUUGAUAUGUGGACCCGAGAGCUUGCUCACGUAUAUCACUAUUACGUUCAUGGAGUCAAUGGAAAUGACUCGAGAAGCAGCCCUAACAACUUGGAUCAGUCUAAAAUUGACAUUCAGGUCACUUUGCGGGAAAAGCCUCCCAGAUGUCCUCGUAUGAUGAAUCUCAAAGAAGUCGAGGACGACAUGCAGACUCUGUACAUAAAUGCUGCUGCAGACACGUUUGAGUUUAGGGUCUCCACUGAUGCCGGCACCGGGACAGUGGAGGGAGUCAUUCGGUAUCAUCCCUUCCUCUAUGACAAGGAGACGUACCCUGAAGAGCAAAACACCGUGCAGGCGCUUCCUGUUGACGAGAUUGACGAAAACGAGUCUGAAGACGUUCAUCUAGCAAGAGGGAAGAGGCCCAUAUUUGAAUGUUUCUGGAAUGGACGACUUAUACCUUACACCACAGUUUCAGAGUUUGACUGGUGCACUUGGCCUAAAGGAAAAUCAAAGCUGCCUGCGGAGUGUUACGGUCGGUUGUCAGGGGUGCUUUUCACUAAUGACACAUUUAAGGUCACCACGAACAAGCUGACCUUCGUGGACCUGGAGGUGAAACUGAAGAACAAGGAAGCCAUCUUCACACGCGUUGUGAAUGGACAGGGAAAGAACAGCUCCGCAAGUCCCUCCCCCCCGAUCAAGAAACAAAGAAACAUUCAGUCGGAGUUUACCAAGUGGCUGCAAAACUGUCACGAGAAGUUGGACAAGCAAGUCAAGUUUGUGCACUUUAAGGAGAUCAUAGCACGAACAGAUGUGUCCGCUAAGAAAAUGCAGCAUCCCUGGGCGACUUUCUCCUCCAUCGAAUGGGACGGCAAAAAAUACAAAGCAGGCCAAUGUGUGAAGUCUCAGAAAACGGUGCCCAUCAUAUACGGAACGGUGAUUAGGUUUUUGCUGUAUGGAAAUCAUGACAGAGACGUCUUUGCCACAGGAGGACUGGUUGAACUGACUCUGGAACCCAAAGCACUUUACGGCACAACCAAGAUCAUACCCAUAUCCAAGAUUGACAGGAACGCCACUGAUGAUGCAAUCAAGAAAAACAUCGACAAUGACCUUGCCAAGCUUCCAGAGAAGCUGAAAGUGGACUGGCCUGAAGGUCGCCCUUGGCCACAGAAUGCUGUGCGUCCAGCUGGGACUCUGUUAGGGCCGUUCACAGUUGAAAUCCUAAACAGGAAAGAAGAGUCAUUAUCCAAGAUGCCAUCAGUGGGCCAGGGAACAGUGAAAAAACUGAGUGUCCAGCUUGAAAUAAUCCAGCACGGUCCUAAAGGAGAUCAAACUGUGUUGACAAUUAAGAAUGACCAACCUUUACCAAAGCAUGGCUUCUGGUUCAAAAAAAUUGAGAAUCUGAGCUGCCUGGGGAAAUAUACCCUGUUGCUGAACACUAUCAUUACGAUAGAUGACCCUAAGGCCAAGGCCACAGUCUUUGGAGACAAAGCACUCCCAAGCUACAAACUCAAUUUCACCAUCAAAGAGGGUGGCGCUGAGAGUUUCACUGUGGGUGCAGUGAGCACCACUCUUCGUGUAGGAGUGCCGUUCGACAUUCCUCUGCAGAUAAAAGACCGUUACGACCACUUAACAACGCCUCCUCCCGAUCUCGAACCUGUACUCAAAUGCAGUGGCCUGGAGCUGAGUUAUGGGGCAGUGGACUACACUGGAACCACAUACACCAUCAGAAAUGUCAAAGCAAGAGGAAAAGUUCAGAAUUACCAACAAUCCAAGACAUAUGACCUGAAAGUGACCCUACCUGGCCUUAAAAAAGACUCUCAGACUUUAAAGAUCAGCCUCCUGCCCGGUAAUCCACAAUACCUCCAUGUAACACCAAAAGACGUUAAGGUAGAGAACGGAAACCCUGUCAGUUUUAAUGUCGAAGUUCACGAUGAGGCUGGAAACAUCACUGCUAACCCCAAACAGACUGUCCGCUGCCAGGUGCAGUCGCUUCCACCAGUGACAACUGACUGCAGCAGCACUGGAGCUGGACAGGUUGUGACAAAGCCCAUAAACCUGAAAAUUAUCAAGGGAGAACCACAACUACUCAAAGUUCAAUUUGACAUGCAACUUUGGAAGAACGUACCGUUGGUCGUGAGAGAGCUGAAGGUGCUGCCCAGCACGAGAGUUUGCCGGAUGGAGCUCUGCAGCCAGGAUGAUGAGAAUCUGGUUCUGAGGAACAAGGAAAAGAUCGAAUGGCUGGCUGGAGGCUUACUAGAGAAUCUGUUCUUUAAGCUGUUUGAUGAGGCUGGCAGAGAGGUACCACUCACUGCUGAAAUAGCCGCCACGAUCAAGGUUAACUGGACAGGAGAUGUAAAUCGUGAAGAUCUGCUCCAGGGGAAGCUGCCCGAUGUACAGGUGCCUACUCAGGUGCAGGAACAGCGCUUCUACCAGGUGUCCUACAAAGACCAGAGUGUGUCUGUCUCCUUUACUAUAACGCCUCGCCCAGAUGAACCAACACGGCUAAAAGCAACACUGCUCCAAAGCACAGUGAAGCUGGGGGAAACGCUGCUCGGACACAUCAACUUGGAGCUUGUGGAUCAGUAUGAUAAUGUAACAAAGACGCUAACCUCCUCCUGCGUGAACCACAUCACCGUGGACGCUGAGGGUCUGGACAAAUCGGCCCUCGCCUUCACAUGGCAGGGGAGCAGCAGUUCUGUGGUAGUGAAAGGGGUACGGUUCCAGUCUGGGACUCCUGGCCCCAGGGAGAUGUGCUUCACCUACAAGGGUUAUGUGGAGCGCGUCAACGUCGAAGUGACUGCCGGAGUUCCUGCGCAGCUUAAACUCGUCAGCGGACCAGCGCAGCCUUUGCAGGUGUUGAACGACCACGGCAUCCCCACAGCGUUCCUCAUCCAGCUGUGUGACGAGUGGGGAAACCUCUCCCCAGACCAAAGGGUUGUGGUGGAGUUAAGGUCUUCAUCCCCGGCACUGAAGCUGAAGACAACUGUUACUUCACAACCGGUGAACGCAGAGGGAAAAGCUGCUUUCACUGUUAAAAGUGUGAGCGGACCAAAGGGGUGCUAUCAGCUGGCAUUUAGAGGUUCCUUCAACAACAGGCCCAUCCAUGGUCCCUCGGUGAAUCUCACUGUCAUCCCUAAUCCCAACAAACCUGUCAGCCUGCAAGUGGAGUACGACACCAGUGUCAGGUUUCCUGCUGGAAGCAUCUUCCCUGCGUUCUCUAUGACAGUGGUGUCUGAUGAAGGCAGCCCGAUUACUACUUUUAACCCUGCUGCUGCGUCCAUGUUUCUAUGGAAGGAUACGCAAUCAGGACAAAGGCCUCCAGAAACAGCUACUGAGCUGAAAUGUAGUAAACCCAGGGUGGGUGAAAAGAAUGACUGUUUUCACUUCAGAGACAAAGAGAUCCCAGAACAAGUUGGAAAGCACAUCAUCCAGUUUUCUCUGCUUGUAGACAAAACAGAAGUCCUGUUCAGUGAUGAGAUUACUAUAAAUGUGGUGGCCAAUCAACCUUUCAAACUGGGACCUGACUCUCAGCGUCCAACCCCAGUUGUUUCCUACACUAAGGACAUUGCCAACCGAACCUUGGUGGAGAAUAUGACUCUGAGGAUAAUGGAUUCAUAUGGUAACCCAGCGGGGCAGAACCUGGACGGGAAGGUGGUGGUUUCUAUAAAGAACUCUGGUGACGACAGGAACAAAAGUCUCCCUCUGUUUGAUGGCAAAACCAACAGGACUCAAUUUAACUUGAUUAAGGGAAAUGCCCACAUCACUAGGUUGGCCAUCAUGGAGAACAGCCCCGGCGACGAUGGCAGUUCAUACAUCCUGGUCUUCAAACCUGAAGUCUCAGUGAUUCAAACGCCCUUGGCUUCUUUUGAGCUCCCCUUCCAUUUUUACAACGAUGUAGCAAACCAGCGGAAGAUAUCUGAGCUGUCCAAGGAGAAACAUAAGCUAGCGGAAGAAGUUGCUACCCAUAACGCCUUCUUCAAUACGUACUCUGAACUCCUCACUGAGCUGACCUCUCAACACCUGGAUGCAAGUAAUAGAGAAGCUCUCAUUAAAAAUGAGCUGAUCAAGAGCAACAUGAACAUGGCACAAUGUGAAUCUAUCCCAAGUAUUGACAGACUCCUUGCAGAGAUGAACACUGAAACCAGAAGGAUUCUGAAUAUGCCCAGAAGAGUCUGCUCCAUUCACGACCAGUUCAGGGGGCAGCAGGAUGUAUUAGGAAUGGUUGGCCACCUGGCCUUCGUGCAGGAUGAAGAUGCCGCCCGGGUUAUUUCCUGGCAUAUCAGGGGUGACAUGGACUGUGUCAUUACCAGAACGACGGCAGCAGCACGGAGGAUCUACGACGAUACGCAGGGCAGGCAGCAGGUCAUGGCACUUGACAGUGUGUAUGUGCCACCGGGCAUCAGGCCGCUGCCACACAUAUACAAUGGCCGCAUGGUCUUUAAUCCCCCUGGGAACCCAGUGUACGCCAGAGACCUCCUGAUUUACUCCCAAAACAAGGAAAGCUGUGACAUCGUGUUUAGAAAUAUCCUUGGAGAUACCAUCCUGAUUGAUGACCUGGACUCUGCAAACAACUAUAGAAGGGCGGUGGUACAGAAAAAGAUACAGUGUCCCACCAUCCUGACCAGACAGGGGGAAAGGAUAAGUAGCAGGGGCAAGUUCGGAGGCGCACAGAACAAAGCCCCACCAAUUCAGGCAUUAAAAGUGUUUGCAGCUCCCUUCCCACAGGACUACCACAACCUGAAAGAUCAAAUAGAACUGCUCAACAAGUACAGAUCUGCUCUGAAGAAAAAGGAAGAUGCACAAAAGGAGCGAGAUGAUCACAUGAAAGAGCUGAAAUCUCCUAUGAUGAAAAAAAAGCAACAAGAAAUGGAGGAGAAACAGAUGCAGCUACAGGAGAUUGAGAGACAUCUUGGGUCAACGCCAGUGAGACCAACGAAAAGGGGUCAUGGGAAUGCUGGUGAGCCAUCUGGCAUCAUUACAAAGAGAGCAAAGCAGAGCCCCAGAUGAACAUGGCUUAAUUGAACCUGAUUGUUUGAGCAUAAGUCUCAAAAUUUAUUUUAUUUUAUUUUUUUUACUUCAGAGUUAACUAGGUGGUUCUAUUUAAUUUUAUAUGUGCAGGAUUAACAAAUUUGUAAUAGCAUGGUAUAUCUCCAAAAAUGUCUGGAUUUUUUCUGUAUAAAAAAUAUAUAUUUGUCAAGUUA